Molecule: messenger RNA, 459 nt
Organism: Aureobasidium musti
Lineage: Eukaryota; Fungi; Ascomycota; Dothideomycetes; Dothideales; Saccotheciaceae
Source: the annotation of a GenBank genome assembly
AUGCCCGACUCGUUCUCAAAGAAAACACAGUCUGCCACAUCACCGACCGAAUUUCAAGAAGAUGGCGUCUUCGUUGCUCUCACACACGACACACUUGACGCCGUUGCUAUCAUGAAUAAAGUUCGAAGUCCGAAAGCUGGAGCUAUCGUGCUGUUUGCUGCAUAUGCUCCGCUCGCCAUCAGGACCAUGACCAAGAUCGCACGUGAGAUCAAGGAGAAGCACGGUUUAAAUGGCGUGGCAAUGAUCCAUCGUCUUGGUGUUGUUCCAAUUGCAGAAGAAAGCAUCCUGAUUGCCGUAUCGUCACCACAUCGCCAAGCAGCAUGGCGAGCUGGCGAGGAGGCACUCGAACUGACCAAGGAGAAAGUUGAAGUAUGGAAGCUCGAGGAGUUCGGCGGUGAGGAAGGCGGUGUGUGGAGAGCCAACAGAGAUGGCCAGGCAGGUGUGAAAAUCAGCGGUUGA